Macrosteles quadrilineatus (aster leafhopper) is the source of this 1329-nucleotide messenger RNA. Its product is annotated as dnaJ homolog subfamily C member 17-like. Gene Ontology annotation, molecular function: RNA binding. Lineage: Eukaryota; Metazoa; Arthropoda; Insecta; Hemiptera; Cicadellidae. The coding region runs from base 276 to 1241 and encodes 321 amino acids. The transcript is spliced from 7 exons. Gene Ontology annotation, cellular component: spliceosomal complex. Gene Ontology annotation, biological process: spliceosomal complex disassembly. The record is from RefSeq and is a predicted model, not a curated record.
AGAGAGAAGAGGAGAGACGACUACAGCAAAACAAACGAAUAUGUUAAAUUGGUUUGUUUGAAUGUUAAAUUUGUGUAGGAAGGUUUCUAGAGAGACGUAGAAAGUUCAACAACAAAAUAUUUUGCUAUUCUGGCAUCUGUGACAUAGAAAAACGUAACCAAUCAAUCGUCUAGUCUAGUGAUAUUAACAUUUAUCCUGUGCUAGGUUAAAAAUAGAGGUUAGGUUAGGUGCAAUUUUUAUUCGUUUGUCUCUUCUUAGUCCUAAUUGCUGAAACCAUGGAGGACUUAAUGAAAAUUGAUUUGUAUGAAUUAUUGAAUAUACUACCUUCUGCUACUAUUGAAGAGGUGAAGAAAGCUUAUCGAAAGAGUGCCCUGAAAUGCCAUCCUGAUAAAAAUCCUGACAAUCCAAAAGCAGCAGAACUUUUUCAUCAGCUGUCUAGAGCAUUGGAAGUGCUUACCGAUGCUUCAGCGAGGGCUGCCUACGAUAAGGUUUUGAACGCUAAAAAAGCUGCAGUAAUCCGCAAUAAAGAACUCGAUUCAAGAAGAAAAAAGUUAAAGGAAGAUUUAGAAGCUAGAGAACGCCAGGCUGACUUUAAUAGAAAGAAAGAAAAAAGUGCUGAAGAAAAACUAAAGACGGAGAUUGAGAGGCUGAGAAAGGAAGGCUCCAAGCAGUUGGAGGAAGAGAUAGAGUUGGUCCGACAAGAGGUGCAGAAAGAAAAGUUUGGUUCCGGCUCGGCUCAAGCAGAUACUUCCUUGUAUAGGCUCAAACUGACAUGGACAAAUCAUGAAUCUUAUAACCACGAUAACCUACAAAAAAUAUUCUCUAAGUAUGGAGAAAUAUCGGCUCUGGUAGUGUCCAAUAAGAAAAAAGGAUCUGCCUUGCUCGAGUUUGCCUCAACGGAUGCAGCUGUGAAGGCGCAACAGUUGGAGAAAGGCUUCAUGUCAGAUCCGCUGACAGUGAGUUGGCUCGGCACUCCUCCCCCCUCCACAAACACCACCUCCGCUAGUCAAGGGAGGGAGAGACCUACAGCUGCUUGUACUGCGGGUAACACCGUGUUCCCCUCGGUGUCUAGCCCUGCACAACGGACGUUCCUCUGCUUUGUACCUGGGCCAGACAUCUUCACAAAGAAAAGACAAGAUAAGCUGUAUGAAGAUUUUGAAGCAUCGGUUUUAGCACGUAUGAAACAAGCGCAAGAAGAGAAAAGAGCAGCUGAAAAAACAAAGGAAAAUGGCAACAGCUGACAAUAGUUGAUUUUAGUUUGAAUGUAAAUAUGUGUAAACUUUUGUACUAAACAGUUUUAAGUUGUAAAUAUAGUUAUUACACUGUUAA